AUGAGGAUAUCGGAAGCCGCUGCUCGUGUUGCGGCGGCAGCGGCGGGAGAUAGGCAGGCUGAGACGGUAAUUAGGAUUGAGAAGCACACAAUAGUCCCGCACGACAAAUUUCGCUGGUUGGUACGUGAGUUUGACUUGGCGGCGGCGGAGACGGGGGAGCAGUCUGAAUCGGUGCAGUCGGCUGUUCAAGGAUUGGAGAGGUUGAUAUACGAGGGGGGUAGUACUGAUCAUGAUGAUCAUCAUAAUCAUGAUGAUGAGUCAAAGUUAAUGACGUGUGGGAUUUGCACGGAAGAAGUGAUGAUUGGGUCCCAACUCAUACGCAUGCCUUGCUCUCAUCAGUUUCAUGAAGAUUGCAUUCUGCAGUGGCUAAACAAGGCAAAUUCAUGUCCUCUUUGUCGUUACAGACCUUCCACUAAUAAUUGUUUGGUGUCGUCUUUGUUAAUUCCAUAUUAG
Molecule: messenger RNA, 453 nt
Organism: Morus notabilis
Lineage: Eukaryota; Viridiplantae; Streptophyta; Magnoliopsida; Rosales; Moraceae
Product: E3 ubiquitin-protein ligase SDIR1
Exons: 2
Coding region: 1-453 (150 amino acids)
Biological process (GO): protein ubiquitination
Cellular component (GO): cytoplasm
Molecular function (GO): ubiquitin protein ligase activity
Source: RefSeq, a predicted model, not a curated record